AUGAGUGAGCGUUCGAUUCGUCUUGUGGUGGCGGCACUGGAGAAAAAUGGCGGCAUUGGCUUACGUCAGCAGAUCCCAUGGCAUCUUCCCACUGAUAUGAAGCAUUUUCGUGCGCUAACGACGUCGCCUUCUGAUUCGUCAACGCAGCACGCGGUGAUCAUGGGGCGGAAGACGUGGGAGUCACUACCGGCCAAAGUGCAGCCUAUGCCCAAGCGCUACAACGUGGUACUGACACGUGACGCCAGCUAUCGACAGCGAAUGAACGUUUCCGAGACUGUAGGUAUUGCCGCGAGUUUUAGUGAGGCGCUGGACCUCGUGCAACAGCAAGGAAAGAAGGUGGACCAGGUGUUUGUCAUUGGAGGAGGUGCCGUGUACGCAGAGGCACUGGCGUAUUCUGGUUGCAACAAAGUGCAUUUGACGAAGGUCAAGGGUCAGUUUGAGUGCGACGCUUUCUUCCCGUUGGAGCAAUUGAUGCAGAACUUUAAGGUGACCAAAGCGUCGGAGGUGAAAGAGGAAAAUGGCGUCCAGUUUCAAUUUGUGGAGUGGGAGAGGAAGACUGGAGACGUGAAGGGUGCCGAGAUAACGAAAUUGAUGGAUAGUACGACGCCACAUGAGGAGAUGCAGUAUUUGGAUCUGAUCCGGAAGAUUUUGAAGCAAGGAACAAAGCGCGGAGACCGAACAGGCACCGGGACGUUGUCUGUGUUUGGAGCGCAGAUGAGAUUUAGUCUGAGGGAUAAUGUCUUCCCGUUGCUGACGACGAAGAAAGUGUUUUGGCGAGGUGUGGCCGAAGAGUUGCUGUGGUUCAUUAGUGGUGACACAAAUGCUCACACGCUUCAGCAGAAGAAUAUUUCCAUCUGGGACGGCAAUGGAUCGCGCGAGUACUUGGACAGUAGAGGACUGCAAUCACGUGAGGUGGGAGAUCUUGGACCGGUAUACGGUUUUCAAUGGCGUCAUUUUGGUGCCAAGUACACGGACAUGCAUGCCGACUACAGAGGCCAAGGCGUGGACCAGCUUGCCGAUGUUAUCCAUAAGCUCCGUACGAACCCCAGUGACCGCCGAAUUGUGCUGUCAGCUUGGAAUCCGGCUGAUCUAAAUGAAAUGGCGUUACCUCCGUGCCACAUGUUUUGUCAGUUUUACGUGGCGGAUGGCGAACUGUCGUGCCAGAUGUACCAGCGCUCGGCCGACAUGGGACUAGGUGUGCCAUUUAAUAUUGCCAGCUAUGCGUUGCUAACGCGUUUGGUCGCGCAAGUGGUAGGACUGAAACCUGGCGAGUUCAUCCAUGUCAUUGGUGACGCGCAUAUCUAUUUGAAUCACGUAGAGCCACUUCGACAACAGUUGACGCGUACACCGCGUCCGUUCCCGACCCUUCAUGUGAACCCUGAGAAGACUGCAAGCAUUGACGACUUUACAUUUUUGGAUCUAGAGGUGCGCGACUAUCGCCCGCAUGGAGCAAUCAAGAUGGCGAUGUCAGUGUAG
Peronospora farinosa is the source of this 1476-nucleotide messenger RNA. NCBI's taxonomy places the organism in Eukaryota, Oomycota, Peronosporomycetes, Peronosporales, Peronosporaceae. The record is from the annotation of a GenBank genome assembly.